Gambusia affinis (western mosquitofish) is the source of this 959-nucleotide messenger RNA. RefSeq names its product G-protein coupled receptor 4-like. The transcript has 4 exons. Bases 114 to 959 code for a protein of 281 amino acids. The record is from RefSeq and is a predicted model, not a curated record. NCBI's taxonomy places the organism in Eukaryota, Metazoa, Chordata, Actinopteri, Cyprinodontiformes, Poeciliidae. Gene Ontology annotation, biological process: positive regulation of Rho protein signal transduction; phospholipase C-activating G protein-coupled receptor signaling pathway. Gene Ontology annotation, molecular function: G protein-coupled receptor activity. Gene Ontology annotation, cellular component: membrane.
CCAGGGUUAACAUCUUUAACAGAGCAUGACAUAGAUGUUGGUGUUUCUCCUCCAGUUAAACAACAUCCAUAUAGAUUACCUCAGUCAUCAAAAUCCUGGUUCAACAGCAAAGAAUGAAAGAGCUGAACUUCAACGACACGUCAUUCAUAAACAGCUUUAAUUACAGCAACAUGACCAACUACUCCUCUGAUCCUGGAGACAUUUUCAUUCCUAUUCCAGACUAUGUGAAUUGGAUCAUCAUUGCCAUUGGAUUUCCUUUAGAUAUUAUAGUAUUGAUUGCAGAUUUUUUUCAGAUGAAAAACGGUCAGGAUGCUCCAGUUUAUGUUAUUAAUCUUCUCGUCUCUAACAUACUUCAGCUCUGCUGCAGAAUUUCAGAACUUUCAAGAGAUGCUAAUUCAAAUGCCCUUUACUUUCUCACAUAUUAUACUAUACUGGUCAGUGUUGGAUUCAUGAUGUGUGUCUCCUGUGAACGGUAUCUGGUCGUUGCCAAGCCACUGUGGUACAGAUUCAGAAGAACCAUCAAGACAUAUGUGGUGGUCUGCAUGGUGGUCUGGAUACUUCCUGUUUUGUUUCCGCUACUUAUUUUUCUGGCUCCAGACUUUGACAUCACUGUUAUCAUCACAGUUCUUUUCAUCCUGCCUUUUCCCUUGUUCAUCUUCUUCCUGGUUGGGACUAUCAAAGCUCUCUCUGGAGCGUUCAAUGUCCCAGCAGAUGAAAAACGACGAAUCGCAGCCAUUCAGGUUGUGGAGCUGAUUAUUUACACUCUGCUUUAUCUGCCCAUCAUCGUUUCGUUUGUGACUGUGUUUGUGAAGUGGUAUUCUAAUUUUUGGUAUACUGCAGGAUUCAUUUGUGUUUUUCUUAGUCCUCUUGCAAACACAACUUUCUAUUUGUUGAGUCGGAAAAGCAUCAUGGAUACGUUUCUGGCUUCAAUCUGUUCUUGUAAAAUAUCUAACAAUUAG